This is a messenger RNA of Dunckerocampus dactyliophorus (ringed pipefish), 3619 nucleotides long. It is a transcript of the gene thap7, whose product is annotated as THAP domain containing 7. Bases 61 to 1434 code for a protein of 457 amino acids. Gene Ontology annotation, cellular component: nucleus. The record is from RefSeq and is a predicted model, not a curated record. The transcript is spliced from 5 exons. NCBI's taxonomy places the organism in Eukaryota, Metazoa, Chordata, Actinopteri, Syngnathiformes, Syngnathidae. Gene Ontology annotation, biological process: regulation of DNA-templated transcription.
GGAAGAAGGUGCAAGGAAGAACUAGUAGCCAUCUUCCUGAGGUCAACUCUUCGGCGCAGGAUGCCCAGACACUGUUCUGCUGGGGGCUGCAAAUCUCGUGACAACCGUGAGACUCGUAAUGCUGGUGUCACAUUUCACAAAUUACCAAAAGAGGCCUCGCGGCGGAACAUUUGGAUCAGCAACUCACACCGUGCCGACCCCUGGGAUCCUCAGACCAACUUUGUCUACUUUUGCUCCAAACACUUCACCCCGGAGAGCUUUGAGUUGGCCAGUUGCAGUGGCAUCAGGAGACUGAGAGAGGAUGCAUUUCCCACCGUGUUUGAUUCCUCCUCUGCCACCAAAUGCAAAUGGCUGGGGAAGAUCCUGAAACAAGAAGAAAGAAAGAGUUCCAACGAGAAGUCAAGUGACAAAUGUCAAGCUGCAGAUGAAACCACCGUUCCAAGGUCAGUGGAGGCUGAGGGGACCAAUGAGGAGAUAGCAGAAUCUUCACAAGACAUCCCAGAGGGGGAGCAGCAGCAAGCGCAAGCCUCCUUGUCGCCAUCGCGCUCUGUCUCGCCUUCUCGCUACAUGCGCCGCCUGCCUCCUCGACCAGGCUUCUACCUGCCCAAGGAGCACAGCUACGCUCAGCUCUGCCCCUUGCUGUGGAGAAGGCGUUACGACCAGGCUGUGGACUACUUGGAGAAAACCCUGCGGCAGCUUCACGCGGCGAGGCGGCGAGAGAACCGGUUGAGGAACGCCUUGUUGAGGCUGCGGGAUAAGCAGCAGAAGCAGGUGCUGCUUACGUCGCGGGACUGGGAGUCCAGACCAGCUAAAGGAGGACCAGCGGAUGCAAGCAGAUGGUCUGCAGAGAAGUGUGUUUACUGCGGGAGAGGGCAGGUGCAAGGUGGGGAACACAGAAUGUCAAAAACUGAUAAAGACGUGAUGAAGACCAAAAACGCAACAUCUGAAAUGACACAUAAGCUGGAACGACCUCUGGAGGAUGUUAAGAAAGAACAUAACAGCACAAAAUCUCAUGUCCAAGUCUUUCCACAUGUGGUCCAAAGUGCAGAACCCCUGCCUGGUUUUUACGGACAGGAGGGUGAAGCAUCCAGUGAGUCGCUGUUGUGGGUCCACAGCGAAGCCGACACUCAGUUCAUAUUGGUCCCCUUACCCACUGAAGACCAGUCGCAGCACUAUCUCAAGAUAGACGAUCUUGCUGACAAGGUGUCCAGCCAAGCCAACCUGGUGUCACAACUGGGUCUUAAACAAGACUUGGGAGUGGAGAACGUUGAAGGUCUGACAGGAGCAGGAAGCUCUCAUGAGGACCCACGUGGCAGCCAGCAUCAUACCAUGGUGGACUCCCCUCUGGUGGAACUGAGUGAGGAUGUGAGGGAGAAACUGAAAGAACACCUGGAGGGCUUUCACCUGCAGCUCAGCAACGAGUUUGCCAACUGACAAGAGCCAAACGUUCUAUAAUAGAAUCCAACACUUAGAUCAAGUCCACACACACACAGGUACCUUGUUGCUUUUUGGGAAGUUUUAAAUGAUGUUCGGUGACACUGCUUUUGACUAGCAAACUUGAGAAAAAUCGAUCAUCUCCUUCACUUGUUUGCUCCGCUUUUGAGCUUGCAGGUUUUCAUGACAUCAUGAGGGAAAAACCUCCUUAAUCAUGGAAAUGAUACUGCCUCAUGUAAACGGCCAACACCUCCUAGAGGACAGCUUUGUUUAAAAAAAAAAAAAAAAAAAAACACAAUAAAAACAGGCUUUGCUGCACCUCUUAAAGCAAAGGCUGAAGGUUUUCAAACCUAAAAGUUAAGUAAGCAGGUUCACAAAAAAAAAAAGUUUAUUUGUUUUUCUCACAUUGCUGCACCCCACCCCAAAGUCUUCUGGCUGGCAUUACACUUGCAAAAGCGCUGCUCUAGAUGCUGCUAGAAGCAACAGGAUCUGGCAUUUGUUUUUGAAAAUGCUAGGGGCAUCACGAUACACUCUGCUCACGAGACGACACACGAUGUUGGAUUCAUUGGAACAAGGCGAAACAAUGUUUUAACAUUACGGUACUUUUAAGAAAACUACAAUGACAAAAUAUAGGACUGAACAAAUAGACUUGUUUUAGUUAAGUGUGUCAUAAAACGAUGCGGGUACAUUUUGAAAUGUUUAGCUUUGUAUGCAAGACCUAAGCAUGAUGCUUUUAACUGUUGAGCUUUUUUCCACAAAUUGAAACAAAAACUAAAAAUUAUAAAGGUUAAAACAUUGAUGGCAGUUGUAGCUGCUGCUGCUAAUCAUUUAUGUUGAUGUGUAGUUACAUAAAGACACAUUUGAAAUAGAUUGCACAUUGCAACUAGAGAAGCACUCGGAGAAUGCAGGCCUCCACCAAGCGCCAUAGUUCCCCCCCAUAUUGGGAUUCACACCAAAAUAAUAAUCCAAAGUAGUACCCGGUGAAAAAAAGUUAUUUUGAACACAGAAAAAACAUAACCUUUGUGCAGUGCUUGGCGGAGGUAAUGAAUUAGCUUUGUGUUUCACGCUAAAAGAGCUACUGUUCCCUUGACGCUUAGAGUGCAUUACCAGGAAGUAGUGAAUUUGCGUCUGUUUUGGACUACUUCGGACUAGGACGUGUUAUGAUAGAAGUGAUAUGCAGCGAUUGUGAUUCGACAAAUCUUAAUUAAGUUUGAUCAAAAGUGGAAUUACUACAGCGUCUGCUUGUAAAUUAGUACCCCAGCAGCUGUUAACCUCCAAUGGGGGAAAAAAAGCAGCCACGCGCCACAACCGCGUAAUAUAUAUAUAUAUAUAUAAUUUUUUUUUCAUUGUUGUUUUUUUAUAUACAAACCACACCCCCAAUAAUGAAUAGCAUUAUGGAAUAGCAUUGAUCGAAGCAGCUCCUCUGUGCAAUGUUAUCAUACUAAAACAAUCCACUUUGACCUCUUUUUAUUGGGUGUGGUGACAAAACCCUUCCCAUUUUUGAUAGUUUUGGGGUGGGUGGGUAGAUGCUUGUUUUGUAUUAGCCGCCCCCCCCUUACUUAGAUUAUAUUUGGUGACACACCCUGGACCCUAGAGGACAUCAUCUUUGAGUAAAUGCUGAACAUCUACUGCUAAAUGUUUUCUCUUAGAAUAAAUUCCUGUGGUUAAUUUAAGCCAAAACUGUAGCGCCCCCCUCACUCAUUCACAUUCACACACACACACACACACACACACACACGCCCCACUGAUGGCCUACACUCAUAAAACCAGAUAGAAGGAAUGUGGUUGCGCCUGUUUCCUUCUGUAACUCCUCCUCCUGUCCCCCCCCCCUCCUUUUUUUCUUUUUUUAUUAUUUCAAAACUCCUCUUCGCAAGGCACAAUCCAUCAUGCCACACUCUUACUAAAUCAAAUAUGCAACUAAACAAGGGUUCAGUAGCUGUUAAAACAGCUCAUAAAGUAAAAGUCCCCCCCCCCCAACUUGUACUAAAACUUUCCAGAAGUGGAAAGAAAGGAGUUGUCUGCUCCGGCCUUUGAGGAGCGUGACACUGCUUUUAAACACAAACCGAUCAACUCGUGCAGCCAAAAUCACAAUUACAGAUGUGCACAAACACACAUACGGUUGCAUGAUGUCACAUGCGAAGCCGUUUACAGCUCCUUCUUCCUGGUUUUUCCUCUUCUCUUGUCU